AUGGCGAACAGAGCGCUAGAGCCCUUAUCGGACGUUGAAUUGACCAAGCUGGCCACUUUGGCAAUUGAGGCAAAGACCAAAGCAUACUGCCCGUACUCCAACUUCCGCGUGGGCGCCUCGGUCCUCCUCUCAGACGGGACAUUCCACACGGGCGCCAACGUCGAAGUCGCUUCGACACCCGUGGGCAUCUGCGCGGAGCGGUGUGCCAUCGCGCCCAUCGUGGCCUCGAUGCCGCGCCCCGGUAUGCCCGUCAUCCGCGCCAUCGGCGUGGCCACGGAUAUCUUCCCGCCGGCCUCGCCCUGUGGGAUGUGUCGACAGUUUAUCAACGAGUUUGCCACGUCGAGAGAGUUGCCAAUCUACAUGUACGGCAAGGACGGGCUUAAGGGGGAGGUCUUUCGGAUGACGAUUGGGGAGUUGUUGCCGAUGAGUUUUGGGCCGAAUGAUCUAGAGAGGAACCCCGGGAAAGGGGACGGGGUGGGAUUAGGGAAGAUGAAGGAAGGGUAG
This is a messenger RNA of Fonsecaea multimorphosa CBS 102226, 504 nucleotides long. RefSeq lists its product as uncharacterized. Gene Ontology annotation, cellular component: cytosol. The coding region runs from base 1 to 504 and encodes 167 amino acids. The record is from RefSeq and is a predicted model, not a curated record. Gene Ontology annotation, molecular function: cytidine deaminase activity; zinc ion binding. The transcript has 2 exons. NCBI's taxonomy places the organism in Eukaryota, Fungi, Ascomycota, Eurotiomycetes, Chaetothyriales, Herpotrichiellaceae.